AUGUCUCCUCCAACGUUUGAGAAGGUUAGUGGUACUUAUAUACCCGAUGAUAUUGUUUUCUCUAUUCUCUCUAAACUCCCUAUUAAACAUCUUAAACGCUUUGCUUGUGUUCGCAAAUCAUGGUCUCAUUUAUUUGAAAACCCUAUUUUCAUGAACAUGUUCCGCAACAAUCUUGUUUCCAAAUCUCAAACAGGGUAUGAUGAUGACGACGCUUGUCUCAUCUGUCACUGGGUUUUGGAUCCAGUGAAGAAGUUGUCUUUCCUCACAGGUGAGAAGUUUGAGAAAGAGAUCAAAUUGGAUCUGCCACCUCAAGUUCAAAUUCAACAGAAUGACUUCCUUGAUUAUAUUAGUAUUUUGUGUUCUGCUAUUAAUGGUAUUCUUUGUAUCUACAACUGGUUUGAUCCUUCACAGAUAGUGUUGUGGAACCCAACUACUAACGAAGUUCAUGUCGUUCCUUCUAACCUUCCCGAGUCUCUACCUAAUGUCUUCGUUGAUCAGUUUCUUUAUGGGUUUGGUUAUGACCAUGAUAGUGAUGACUACAAGGUCAUCCGGGUUGUGCGUUUUCGAGAAGAUAUGUUUAAGACACAUGACCCCUUUUAUGAGAUAUAUAGUCUAAGAAGUCACUCUUGGAGAAAACUCGAUGUUGAUAUACCAAUUGUUUUCUACGGCCCGUUGAGUUCUGAGGUGUACUUGGAUGGAGUGUGUCACUGGUUGCGAAGGAUAAAUGAUAAAACUGAUGUUGUGUCAUUCAACUUGAGCAAUGAAGUGUUUUUCACAACACCCUUAGACAUACAUGGUGAUGUUUGUUUGGUUGUGUUAAAUGGGUCAGUUGCUAUAAUCUCAUAUUACAAAGGGUCAAGGUAUUUCAGCAUAUCAAUUUUGGGUGAAAUUGGUGUUAAAGAAUCAUGGACUAGACUCUUCGAUGUUGGACCUUUGUCUUCCAAUUUGUAUCCUAUUGCAGUUGGGAAGAAAGGCAAUAUAUUCUUCAAGAAAAAAUAUGAUAAAUCUAAACUAGUUUGUUUUGAUUUAACUACCGGAGUGGUUGAUGAUAUUGAUGUUAAAGGAAAAGGAGGUAUUUGUGACAUCAAAAUUUACAAGAAAAAUCUUCGCCGAUUGAAGGAAUGA
Messenger RNA from Medicago truncatula (barrel medic), 1125 nucleotides. Its product is annotated as putative F-box protein At3g16210. Gene Ontology annotation, molecular function: protein binding. Lineage: Eukaryota; Viridiplantae; Streptophyta; Magnoliopsida; Fabales; Fabaceae. The transcript has a single exon. The record is from RefSeq and is a predicted model, not a curated record. Bases 1 to 1125 code for a protein of 374 amino acids.